Grammomys surdaster is the source of this 1713-nucleotide messenger RNA. It is a transcript of the gene Wscd2, whose product is annotated as WSC domain containing 2. The record is from RefSeq and is a predicted model, not a curated record. Lineage: Eukaryota; Metazoa; Chordata; Mammalia; Rodentia; Muridae. The transcript has 8 exons. The coding region runs from base 1 to 1713 and encodes 570 amino acids.
AUGGCCAAGCUCUGGUUCAAGUUCCAGCGGUGUUUCCGGUAUUUCCGCAGGAAGCCCGUGCGCUUCUUUACCCUGCUGGCUAUCUACCUGACCGCCGGGAGCCUCGUCUUCCUGCACUCGGGUUUCGUGGGCCAGCCCGCGGUGCCUCAGAGCCAGGUCAGCCCCGCAGCAGCGGGGAGCCCGGCAGAAGGAGCCGAGCUGCCUUUCCUGGGUGACUUGCACCUGGGCAGAGGUUUCCGGGACACCGUGGAGGCCUCCAGCAUCGCACGCAGGUACGGACCCACGUUCAAAGGCAAGGAUACCAGCGAGAGAGCCAAGCUGGGUGACUACGGAGGAGCCUGGAGCCGAGCCCUCAAGGGGAGGGUUGUUAAAGAGAAGGAAAAGGAGGAAGAGAGAGCCAAAUACAUCGGCUGCUACCUGGACGACAUCCAGAGCCGAGCCCUUCGAGGUGUGUCCUUUUUCGACUACAAAAAGAUGACAGUCUUCCGUUGCCAGGACAACUGUGCUGAACGGGGUUACCUGUACGCUGGGCUGGAGUUCGGCGCCGAGUGCUACUGCGGCCACAAAAUCCAGGCAGCCAACGUGAGCGAAUCCGACUGUGACAUGGAGUGCAAGGGAGAACGGGGCAGUGUGUGUGGUGGCAUCAACCGCCUCUCCGUCUAUCGGCUGCAGCUGGCCCAGGAGUCUGCCCGAAGGUAUGGAAGUGCGGUGUUCAGGGGCUGCUUCCGCCGACCCAACAACCUCUCCCUGGCCUUGCCUGUGACAGCUGCCAUGCCAAACAUGUCAGUGGACAAGUGUGUGGACCUCUGCACAGAGAAGGAGUUCCCCCUGGCAGCCCUCGCUGGAACCGCUUGCCACUGUGGCUUUCCCACCACACGGUUCCCUCUUCAUGACCGGGAGGAUGAGCAGCUGUGCGCGCAGAAGUGCAGCGCCGAGGAGUUCGAGAGCUGUGGCACCCCCAGCUACUUCAUUGUGUACCAGACACAGGUCCAAGACAACCGCUGUAUGGACAGAAGGUUCCUCCCAGGCAAGUCUAAGAAGCUCAUCGCUCUAGCCAGCUUCCCGGGCGCCGGCAACACGUGGGCUCGUCACCUAAUCGAGCUGGCCACCGGCUUCUACACGGGCAGCUACUACUUCGAUGGCUCUCUGUACAACAAAGGGUUCAAAGGUGAGCGGGACCACUGGCGAAGCGGGCGGACUAUCUGCAUCAAGACCCACGAGAGCGGCCAGAAGGAGAUCGAGGCCUUCGACUCCGCCAUUCUGCUCAUCCGCAACCCCUACAAGGCCCUCAUGGCCGAGUUCAACCGCAAAUACGGAGGCCACAUAGGCUUUGCUGCCCACGCCCACUGGAAAGGCAAAGAGUGGCCCGAGUUCGUGAGGAACUAUGCCCCGUGGUGGGCCACGCACACGCUGGACUGGCUCAAGUUUGGCAAGACGGUACUGGUGGUUCACUUCGAGGAUCUGAAGCAGGACUUGUUUACGCAGCUGGGCCGCAUGGUCAGCCUGCUGGGCGUGGCAGUCAGGGAGGAUCGGCUGCUCUGUGUGGAGAGCCAGAAAGAUGGCAACUUCAAGCGCUCGGGGCUGCGCAAGCUGGAGUAUGACCCUUACACGGCCGACAUGCGCAGGACCAUUGCCGCGUACAUCAGGAUGGUGGACACAGCACUGCGCAGCCGCAACCUCACUGGGGUGCCUGACGCCUAUGGCCCAAGAUGA